Molecule: messenger RNA, 3337 nt
Organism: Tigriopus californicus
Lineage: Eukaryota; Metazoa; Arthropoda; Copepoda; Harpacticoida; Harpacticidae
Biological process (GO): transmembrane transport
Molecular function (GO): monocarboxylic acid transmembrane transporter activity
Source: RefSeq, a predicted model, not a curated record
UCAAUGCGUUUAAUCAAGAUCAGUGCCAAAGACAAAUCCCAGGAGAGCAAGUCGUCCUCGCUAAUGCUUCCAAAUGGUUUUGCCAAGCUGAACGGUGAAAUGAAAUUGCCAGUUCUUGAGGAGAGAUCUCAGACAGCCUCAAUGGAGGACACUUCUGGUACUGAGUGGAAAAAAAGAAAUUACACAGCCUCGACCGAAACUUCUGAACGUAAUGCAAUCAAUUACUCAGACCUCAAUGGCAACGGGUCCAUGACAAGCCAAAACCAAUGUACUUGUCUCAAGGACAAUAUCGAAACUAUCCCCAGUGUCCAAAAGCCUUUGGCAAGCUUGGGCCUCCUAGGCCUCUGUUCUAAACGUCAGUCAGCCUCUCUCUCCGAUCUCCCGAGUCAAGUUGGAACUGUUCCAUCUUCAUCCAAGGGAAUGAUGGCGGCCUCUCAAUUAACCACUCUGCUUCUACGUAUCAACUCAAAACAGCCCCCAUCCUUGGAACAUUUCCAAGCCGCUGUGGUGGAUUACAAUGAUGGUGGAGGCGUCUUUUAUGAGAAGUCUGUGGACAGGAUCAUUGUGUUUGAUGAGUCUAAAAAGACCCUUUUCCCCAUCCCGGUCAGCAGUGCCCCUCAGAGGAAGAAGCAACCUAAUGGACAUAAGUUAUGCCAUGCAUGGGAAACAAAAUUGGGCCCCACUAAGCCCAGUGGAGAGUUCUCUCAAGAUUCCCACCUCUUACUUCGCCAAGAAAAGGUACCCAAGGUGGCAGCUCAUGCCGUAUCUCAAUGGCAAAAACGAUGUCGAAUGAGGCGACUCCAAAGGCGAAAAGAGAUGAUUGAGAAUGGAACCAGAAGGGCUCCCAUGAGUGCCAAUGCACCGGCCGCAGGGAAUAAUGCUGGAAUUGCAGCUCGUCGAUCACAAUUGAGACGUUGCCAGAGUUCCACAUCUAUGAUGCCAAAUUCGAAUCAUGCCUUCUCCAUUGGACAUCCGCACCCCACUCAAAACCAACCAGAGAGUGUAUCAAAAACGAAGCCCCCUCUGUUACGUGCUGCCUCCGAGAUGUCCAUGAUAAAUCACAAAAAGCCCAUGCUGCCCUUGGUCCCGCCGCCCAUGAAAGACUCGGAUACAGACAUUGAAGAAAAGAUUCUUCGUCGACGGGAAAUGGCCCACCUCUUUCAAUGGUAUUAUCCUGAAGGUGGUUGGGGCUGGGUGGUCUUGGCGUGUACCUCGUUGGCCAGAGCCCUGAGUCAGGGCUUCCAAUGGAGCUUCGCCUACCCCUUGGCCGAGCUAAUCCAGACACAAUUUGGAGGUGAGGACCGAGCGAUUGGUCCCAUUCAAAUGGGAGCGUUGGCAUCGACAUCAUUGGCAGUUUCGGCUUUGGCCUCUCCUUUCGUGGUCACCUUGUGCCAAACCCGUUCAACUCGAUUGAUGGCGGUCGUGGGUGGAUUGGUAAUGGCCUUGGGGAUUCUUUUCACAUCGUUUGCCAAAGAGUUUCAUCAACUUCUAUUCAGCUACGGCAUUGUGAUAGGCCUUGGUGUGGCCAUGAUUCGAGACAGUGGAACCAUCAUAUUAGGACACUACUUCCGUAAACGCCGGAGUCUGGUUGAGGUUGUCUACCUGUCUAGUCCUGGAUUAGGAUUGUCUGCAAUGAGUUGUCUCAUUGACCAUUUGUCAAGUUUGUAUUCAUGGAGGAUUGGUCUCCAAUUUGUGGCCCUCAUUAUGACCUCUAUCUGCAUUCUGGGUCUGUUCUACCGUUCGGCCAGUCUCUAUCACCCUCAAAGAAGGGCUAUACUUCAUCUGAAGAGCCAGAAACGGCGGAUCACCAUUCGCAAUGGACAUGGGUCCGGUGGGGAAACACUACCUUGGUCCCAACUUACCUCCCAUAAGAGGCGAUCGGUCCAAAUGAUCUUUGUGAGCUGUUUCCUAGGCUCUUUUGGCAUUUUCUACCCAAUGGUGUACCUGAACCAGUUGCAACACUCCAAGGAGGAUCCGCUCCAGAACCCAAUGAUCAAAUCAGACGCUCUAAAUGACCAAAUUCUCCUUGGCUUGGGGUUGAGUUUUGGAACUGUCCUCAGUGGCUAUCUUGGAUUGCGAAGAACCAAGGACUGCUUCAUCGGAAUGAUCUAUCUGAUUCAGACCAGCCUUUGUGUUCUCGGUCUGGUUCUUUAUGGUCUCACAUUCAAGAGUAGCGACUUGGGUCGUGGUCUUUUGAUCCUUUUGUACGGAGUAGUUCCAGGGGUCUUUUCCUAUGCCAUAAAAACUUACAUCCAAGAACGAGUCAAGACCAGGGAUUUCGGUCAAACGUGGAGCCUGAUUCAAGCCGUUGCUGCGCUACCGAUUGGAGUGGGCAUACCAUUGCUCUCGUGGGCCAAUGAGGGUACAACCGGUUACUUGGGAAAUCUCAUUGGAUCGGGAUUAGCUCUCUUGGCUUGCUUCGUUCUCGUGAUUGGCCACAAUUGUUCGAAGCAACGCCAAUCUUACGGCAGUGUGACCAUUCGCCACAAGAAGAUCCAGGCCAAUUUGGACGAAGAAUCUGACCUGCAAAGGCCUUUCACACCGGGAGAGUCCCACAGUGACCGCGACCUAUACGAGAAUGAGUACGAAGACGAUUACGAGUUUGACGAUGAAUACGUGAUUGAGCAGGUUUAUGACGAGAAGCAACACUAUGUUGUUGACGAUAACAUUACGUCUUGCAACAAGGUUGAGAAUGACCUGAUCUUCAGCGAGUUUGAGCAGAAUCUCUCCAAGGAAUCGGAAGAUAAAAGUGUGUCCUCAUCCUCAUCUUCUUCUCAAAACCUUCGCUACAAUGGCAAAUUUGCCAGACUUUGGACCCUGAGAAGGCAAAGUACCGAGGACUUUUCGUUAUCGGAUCGCAGUUCUUCCUCCAAUGGUCAAAAGGAGCCUUUUUUAACGAACAAAGCACUCAAAGAUGUCCCAAAAGAGAUUCCAACCUUCACGAGUUCGGUAGCAAGAGCCGCCAAAGGUCAUCCGGUACAAAAGCAACGCAGUAUUACCGUUAUUGAGGAAGUGUCGACGUCGUAAUAUUUUUUCAAUGUUCAAUUGAUUGAUGAUAGGUGAAGGUGAAUUUUCGGGCCUAGGGCAGUUUGCCAACUUCAAUCUUUAGGAACAAAAUAAAACAAGUGGGGUCCUCUGCAAUGCAUUUGAUCAUCAGUCAAAAAAAAAAAAAAACCAGUAAGCAUUUGGAACAAUUGUUGGCUGUCAUUUUCCCACUGAUUCGGAGGCGAAUAAAUGUACGCGAAUGCAAAUCGUUGGGCAUUUAUGGAAUCCAUUUGAUAGACGUCUCAAUAAUUUAACACAUGGGAACAUAGAUGUUCACAAUUUCAUGCACGAA